GAGCCGAGCAGGCAAUCCUCACAGAGAACGUACUUGUCGGUGGUGAUUGUGUCCUCCCCUUGCCAAUCCCUCAUCGGACUAACAAGAGACGGUGGUGGUCAGGAGGGGGGAUGCGGGGAUUUGUUUGGUCGUGCGGUGCCACCGGUAAAUCCAUGGUGUCAGCCUAGAAAUGGACCAGGAAUCCGCCGGUGUGGCGUCUAGAGGGAGUUUCAUUCCCCUGAAUGAGAAUGAACAGAGAUAUUACUCAGGUCUCCAUAAACUGUGCCAAGCUGACACUUCAGGAAAACUAUCGGCCAGCAAAGUGGGCGAGCUGUUCAAGGCGUCUCAGCUGCCUCCUGAAUCCUUGCAUCAAAUAACCGAGGUGUGCGGAGCCAAGCGGCUGGGUUACUUUGGUACAGCUCAGUUCUACGUGGCCCUGAAGCUGCUGGCUGCUGCUCAGUCUGGUCUGCCCAUCCGCCUGGAGAGUGUAACGGCCAAUCUACCUCCACCCAGAUUUGUUGGACUGAAGAAUGAUCCAGAUAUGAGGUACUCCGCCGUCCCUCAGAGUAUAGACGGUCAGACAGCACAGUGUGGGACCGCAGCGGUUUCUGUCAGCUGGACUCCAGCGGACCGGAGUGCCUUCAGACAUCUGGAAGCCAGUGUAGAGAAAAAGGAGCCUUGGUCCCCGCCACGGUCACCAUGCAGCUCACCACCUCGCUCGCCAUCAGCUUACCGCAGCUACCCUUACACCAUGCAGAGAAAUGGGGCGGACUCACAAAUGGUCUAUGAAAGCAAACAUUCAAGGCCCAUAAUUCAGCUGGAGCAGCACUCCUCACCCAGUAACUAUGGGACCAAGCCCACUGUGGAGCACCCUGCUGUUCCUCGGGCCCCCUCCAUGGAGAGGCUGGAUCAGCAGGGCGUGGUGGAUGAUUCUGAUGACGACCCCUGGAGGAUCACAGAGGAACAGCAGGAAUACUACACAAACCAGUUUAAGACCCUGCAGCCCGACCUGGGGGCUCUCAUCCUCGGAACCGUUGCAAAGAAUUUCUUCACAAAGUCGAAGCUUCCAAUACCAGAACUUUCCCACAUUUGGGAGUUGAGUGAUGUGGAUAGAGAUGGAGCUCUCACUUUCUCUGAGUUCUGCACAGCCUUUCACCUGAUUGUGGCACGCAAAAAUGGCUACCCUCUCCCAGAAACCCUUCCUCCAACCCUGCUGCCAGGAUUUUUCAAGCAGGAAGAGGACAUAGCUGGUACUCCUGAAAGUGUGCAGCCUCUUAUUGUCUUUGAGGAUGCUGAGCCCCAACCCAGUCAGCUGGACAUGAGUGCUGCAGAGAGGCUGCAGCCAAGCUUGACCACAGCAAAGCAAGAUUUGAAAGACGAUUCCUGUAAACAAGACUUAACUUCAAAGAGGGUGGCAGCAUCUCAAGAGAAACAAACUCUGCAAGUUGGUGCUUUUGCUGAGAGGCCAGAGCCGCCUCAAGACCUGGACCCACAGCUGAAGACAAAAACGAGGCCGAGGUCGUACUCCAGCACCUCUAUUGAUGAUGCAAUGAAGAAGACGGAAGAGCCACCCACGCCUCCGCCUCGACCCCAGAAAACCCACUCCAGGGCCUCCUCGCUGGACCUUAACAAGCUCCUCCAGCAGGGCACUCCAGGGGUAAAAAGUGGAUGGUUGCCGCCUCCUCCAGCCCUCCCUCCCAGACCAUCAGCCACACAGGUUUCUCACUUCAUCACUGCACCUGAGAAAAUCCCCCAAAACACAGUGCAGCAGCCAAACUUUGCUGACUUCAGUCGCUUUAGAGAACAGGAGGAGAGUAGUGUAAAGCCUGAGGAACAGAGUCCAGUGCGCAGAUUUGGGCCAAGUACUGAGGACCAGACAAACACACCAAAACAGGGCAUUACUGGAGUCUCACACAAUCAGGCUCCGCAGAAGCCAGUUCGAAGGAAAUACCACCCAGAGAGCCAGAACCUGGAGCCCAUUCCACCUCCUACCAUGUCAUUUGCUCCCACCACCAAACCUGCUCAAAAACCGCUGUCCAGACAGAAGAGAGAGAUCCAGAUGGCCAUCCGUAAGAACAAGGAGACCAAUGCGGUGCUGACACGCCUCAACAGUGAGCUCCAGCAGCAACUUAAGGUGGUUCACCAGGAGAGGGUCACCUUGGAGUCCCAGCUGGAGCUCCUUCGGCCCGUCGCCUCCACGUGACUGGGCCACAAAUCUGGAUAGAGUCAUGCUCCCAGUAUACAUCACCCUCUAGAUGAACCCAAAAUAUUUGAGCCAAGCCUGUUGUCUUCCAUGACAUUUAGGGAAUAAAUAUAAGGGCUGAUGAUAAUAUAAGCAAAGGUGCAUUAUAAACUCAAUGCUAGGGACAGGACUUUGCCCAUCUUUGUAAUGGACAAUGCGUUCCACAUUCAAAUGUAAUGUUUAUUUUGUAAUUUGAAGCUUGGACAAACAAGGGUCAACAUUAUAUAUAUAUGUAUAUAUAUAUAUAUAUAUAUAUACAUUGCAGGAGUAAACUGUGCAUUUUUUAAAAUCAUUGUAACAAAUGCAAAUGCAAAAUAUGUGAAUUUUCCUUGCCAAAUUUAAAAAGAAAAAAAAAGUUUAUUUUGGUGUUACUAAUAGUUACUCCCAUGGGCAAUACCUUGCUCAUGAAACACCUACCAGUUUGUGCACAAAUAACCAUGAAACAUGGUUAUUUGUACAGCGUUCAGUGUAUUCUCACUUUAGUUUUAUUGUGUGUACAUUUGAAUUUUAUUUGUGGCCACACAUGGUGUAAAGCAGGCGAUGGUGCUACUGAUGAAUGUAAUGUUCAACAGAUGCACACAUACAGUAUUAAAGAAUGAAUGCACAUUUAGCAAGUUUGUUGGUCAGGUUUGCAAAAGUCAGAUCUGUGUGGUUGCCAGCAUGCACACAAAGUGAAUAGUUGAAUGAGAGUUGAUUCACUGGACAUCAGACCAUAGCACUGACAAAAGUGGCAUUUGGACCGAAGAAUGUUUUUUUUUUUUUUUUUUUUUUUUUUUUUUAUAAUUGGAUUUGUACUAAAUGUCUACAUUUUACUUGAAGAUUUAUAGAUUGUUUGGUUUCAUUUACACACUGUCUUAAAAAAAAAAAAAACCUACACGUUACAUCCAUUAUAUCUAGCCAUACUGCAUCCUGUUAACAUCCAUACUGACAUUAAUGACUUUGAUGGUGUUCAGUUGUUUGUUUGUUUGUUUUUGUUUUGUUUUGUUUUGUUUUGUUUGGGGGGGGGGGGGGGGGGGGGGGGGGGAUAUACAGGAAAAUAAGUAUUUUCAAUCUCAAAAUGAUGGUAGAAUAAAGAUGUGGGCAUUGCUUUACACCAUUUACUUCCAUACAUCUUGAUGACUCUGUAUAGAAACUGCGGUAUAACUGUGUUUUAUGAAGGUAAAUCAAAUGGUUGUAUAACAUGACAGCAUGCUUCCUGUUGCAUGUUUGCCAAAAUGUUGUGAGCACUGAGCUGUUGGUCUGAGUCCCAGGCUGUGGACAGUAAUCAAACUAAUCAAUAAAAUUGUAUAUUUUUG
This is a messenger RNA of Myripristis murdjan (pinecone soldierfish), 3516 nucleotides long. It is a transcript of the gene reps2, whose product is annotated as RALBP1 associated Eps domain containing 2. Gene Ontology annotation, cellular component: cytoplasm; plasma membrane. The record is from RefSeq and is a predicted model, not a curated record. Bases 170 to 2182 code for a protein of 670 amino acids. The transcript is spliced from 19 exons. NCBI's taxonomy places the organism in Eukaryota, Metazoa, Chordata, Actinopteri, Holocentriformes, Holocentridae. Gene Ontology annotation, molecular function: calcium ion binding; protein binding. Gene Ontology annotation, biological process: endosomal transport; endocytosis.